Molecule: messenger RNA, 477 nt
Organism: Mucor velutinosus
Lineage: Eukaryota; Fungi; Mucoromycota; Mucoromycetes; Mucorales; Mucoraceae
Gene: MTX2
Product: Metaxin-2
Exons: 1
Coding region: 1-477 (158 amino acids)
Source: RefSeq, a predicted model, not a curated record
AUGAUUUCAAAUAUUUCACGACAAACAUCCAUCUCAUCUUCAUCACAUUCAUCCGCCAAAUCUCACAAAUCAUUCUGGUCAAAGAUCGGCCAUUUGUUCCACUCGUCUCGUAGCAGCAGAUGCAGCAAUAGGAGCAAGGGCAGCACGAAGAGAAGAAGACACAGUGAUUUCUCUCGCCAAACCACAGGCAAUUACAGCAAUUCCACGCUCUCUGAUGAAUCAGUAAAGACGGUUGAAGGCCUGGAUGACCAUUCCUCUUUGACCUCAAGGCGCCACAUCAAGCAAUUAGUCGAUCAAACAGGAAGUGCACCAGCUCCAAUGCUGAUUCCUCCAUUCAGUCCAACUUACUGUAAAAGCAAUGAAUUUCCCUACUCCAAUUUCUACGUAAAGUUGCCUGAUGGUCGCUGGAUGGUGCGCUAUAGAGAUGGUAAUCGUGAUAUUCUUCGCACAGAUAUAAUGGAAGGCUACAUGAUCUAA